AUGCCUGCUGCCCAUGACGCGCCGACGAGCUACUCCGACCAGUACACUGCGCCUCCCAGGCCCAACGGCCCUUCCCGCUCGCCGAGCACGACCGAGUACUUGCGCGACUUUCCCUCGUUCCCGUCGCACCUGUUCGCCGCGCCGCGCGUCUCGUCCUCGUCCUCGACCUCGCCCUCUCCUCCAACCCCCAUCUCGGCUCGUCGCGCCGUCCAACCCGACGACCGCCGCAGCGCCAAGCCGCACGCCGACCCAGCCUCUCUCUCCGCAAGCGGCUCCACCAUCGACUGGACGCACUGCUACGCCCUCGAGCGAGCGCGCAAGGCGCACCUCGCCGCCCUCCCCGGCCUGCACGGCGUCGUCGCGCGCACGUGGGACGCCGGUCGCCCCUGGGUCGCUGUCGUCCUCGUCGGCGUCCUCACGGGCGCGGUCGCGAGCGGCCUCGACAUCCUCAGUGCGUGGCUGAGCGACCUGAGGACGGGCAAGUGCACCGACAUGUGGUGGAUGAGCAAGGGCUUGUGCUGUGCCGGGCUCGAUCCAGGUGAGCAGUGUCGGGCGUGGAUGACGUGGGGCGAGAUUGCGGCAAAGGAGGGUCACGUCGUCGCGAGGGCGCUCGCACAGUACAGCGUCUACAUGGCGACAGCGGUCCUGUUCGCCCUCACCUCGUCCGCCUUCGUCAACAUCUUUGCGCCGUUCGCCUUCCACACGGGCAUCCCCGAGAUCAAGGUCCUCCUCGGCGGCUACGUCAUGCGCGGAUUCCUGUCGCCCAUGACGCUCCUCAUCAAGUCGCUCGGCCUCCCGCUCGCCGUCGCGAGCGGCCUCAGCCUCGGCAAGGAGGGUCCGCUCGUCCACGUCGCGUGCUGCAUCUGUGACCUCGUUCUGCGGCCUUUCGAGGCCCUACGGACCAACGGCGCACGGCAUCGCGAGAUUCUGUCGGCGGCAGCAGCUGCCGGCGUCUCGGUGGCUUUUGGCGCUCCACUCGGCGGCGUUCUCUUUUCUCUCGAGGAGAUCUCGACCUUCUUCCCCGGCUCGACCUUGUGGCAGUCGUUUGUGUGCGCCAUCGUCGCCGCUGUCACACUCCAGUACAUCGACCCGUUCAACACGGGCAAGCUCGCCCUGUUCCAAGUGACGGCGUCGCAGGUCUGGCGCGGGUUCGAGCUCGUGCCGUGGCUCCUCCUCGGCGUCGCCGGCGGCAUCUGGGGCGCCUGGUUCAUCCACAUCAACGAGGAGUGGGAGCGCAUCCGGCGCACGAGCGGGCUCCAGGACUGGCCCGUCACCGAGGUCGGCGUCCUCGCCCUCUUCACGGCCGUCGUCAGCUACCUCGUCGUCUUCAUGCGGGUCCCGAGCGCCGAGCUCGUCGUCGCGCUCUUCCAGGACUGCAGUGGACCCGACGCUCAUGGCCUGUGCGACUCGUCCAAGACCUCGUCCAUCGUUUUCCUCCUCCUCCUCGCCGCCUUCGCCAAGACCCUCCUCACUGCCGCCACGUUCGGCGCCUCGAUCCCGGCCGGCGUCUUCCUGCCCUCGCUCACGGUCGGUGCCUGCGCCGGUCGCGCCGUCGGUCUCGUCAUGGACGCGCUCCACAAGGCGCACCCGGCGAGCUGGGUCUUUGCCGACUGCCCGGCCGACGGUGGCUGUAUCAACCCGAGCGUGUACGCCGUCAUCGGCGCCGCGAGCGCGCUCGGCGGCGUGACGAGGAUGACGAUCAGCUUGGUCGUCAUCCUGUUCGAGCUCACGGGCGCCAUCGACAUCGUCAUUCAGCUCAUGUUGGCCGUCAUGGUCGCAAAGUUUACGGGCGACUACAUCUCCAAGAACGGCAUCUACGAGACCUGGAUCAACCUGCGCAACUACCCGUUCCUCAACAACAAGCUCGACUAUCGCCGCGACACGGUCCUCGCUCGCCACGUCAUGACGCCCGUCGCCGAGCUUGCCUGCGUGUCGGACGAGGGGUGGGAGGUGGCACGGCUCGAGGCGCUUCUUGACAAGGAGGACUGGCGAGGGUUCCCGGUCCUCAAGUCGAUGCGGUCGAGGGUCAUCUUGGGCUACAUCGGUCGAGCCGAGCUACGGGAGGCGCUCGACCACCUGCGUCACGUCUCGGAGGUCACGCCCGACACGCCGUGCUUCUUCGCCUCUGCCUCUCGCCCCCGACGAGGCACGCAAAUCCCGAUCCCGCACUCGCCCGCACACAGCCCAACGCAGCGCUGCAGCAUGGCCGUCGACCUCGAGCGAGAUCCUCGGCAAGUGGGCAACGGCGGGGGCCUCGGGCAAGAGUUCAACGGCGACGAGUCGGCGGCUACCUCGCUCGGCGCACUCGAGGGAGAAGGGCGAGCGUGGGUCAGCCUGGCGCCCUGGGUCGAUGAGAUCCCCGUCUGCAUGUCCCAGGACACGCCGAUGGAGCUCGUCGUGCAGAUGUUUCAGCGCAUCGGCCUGCGCUUCGUCCUCUUGACCCGGCAGGGCGCGCUCAUGGGCCUCUUGACCAGGAUGGACCUCCACGCGCACAUCUCGAGCGCAGAGAGGGCGCCCGACAAGGGUUACUCUACGCGCGAGGCGGCAUCGGCGAGUUUGAGGAGCGAGAGGGAGGACCCGCCGCGGGCGAGCGAGGCGGCCUUGCUGGACGAUCGAGGGAGCGUCGCGAGUGAGGGUCCCACAUAGCGAGUGCCUCGUUGCAAAUACAGUUGACGUGCCUCGAGG
Rhodotorula graminis WP1 is the source of this 2685-nucleotide messenger RNA. RefSeq lists its product as uncharacterized. The coding region runs from base 1 to 2646 and encodes 881 amino acids. Gene Ontology annotation, biological process: transmembrane transport; chloride transport. The record is from RefSeq and is a predicted model, not a curated record. Gene Ontology annotation, molecular function: voltage-gated chloride channel activity. Gene Ontology annotation, cellular component: membrane; Golgi apparatus; early endosome. The transcript has 14 exons. NCBI's taxonomy places the organism in Eukaryota, Fungi, Basidiomycota, Microbotryomycetes, Sporidiobolales, Sporidiobolaceae.